Messenger RNA from Triticum aestivum (bread wheat), 1803 nucleotides. RefSeq names its product cyanidin 3-O-rutinoside 5-O-glucosyltransferase-like. The transcript has a single exon. Gene Ontology annotation, molecular function: quercetin 7-O-glucosyltransferase activity; quercetin 3-O-glucosyltransferase activity. Bases 59 to 1537 code for a protein of 492 amino acids. The record is from RefSeq and is a predicted model, not a curated record. NCBI's taxonomy places the organism in Eukaryota, Viridiplantae, Streptophyta, Magnoliopsida, Poales, Poaceae.
AUCACAUGAGAAGCAGAUACAUCUUCAUUUCACAUCAAAAUUUCUCCUCUUUCUAUCCAUGGCCACGGACGCACAGCACCAGCGACACAGCCGCAACGGCGGCGUGCACACCGGCCACCACUUCCUCAUCGUGGCCUACGGCAUCCAGAGCCACCUCAACCCGUGCCGCGUCCUCGCGCACCGCCUCGCGCGCCUCCACGGCGUCGACGGCUCCGGGGCCGUCCUCGCCACGGUCUCCCUCCCGGUGUCCGCUCACCGCCGCAUGUUCCCUUCGUCCGGAGACGUCGACAAUGAUGAUAAAGCCACCGACGGCGUCGUCUCUUACGCUCCAUACUCCGACGGCCUCGACGACGGCUCCAUGGCCAGGGACGGCGAGGCGAGGGCGCGCAGCCGCCAGGCCACCUUUGAGAGCCUGUCAGCCGUCGUCGCCACCCUCGCCGCACGUGGCCGGCCGGUGACGUGUGUCGUUUGCAGCAUGGUUCUCCCCGCGGCGCUGGACGUCGCGCGUGAGCACGGCAUCCCGCUGGCCGUGUACUGGAUCCAACCGGCCACCGUGCUCGCCGCGUACUACCACUACUUCCACGGCCACGGCGACCUCCUCGCGUCCCACGCCGCCGACCCCGCGUACGAGGUGUCCCUGCCCGGGCUACACCGCCCUCUCCGGAUCCGCGACUUCCCGUCCUUCCUCGUCGACACGACGGGCAGCGAGCUGGCCAAGGUCUUCAACGAAGCGGCCCGAGAACUGUUCGAGCACUUGGGCGAUCACGGCUGCACCAAGGUUCUCGUGAACACUUUCGACGAGCUGGAGCCGGCAGCGCUGGCAGCCAUGAAGGAGCACCUAGACGUGUUCGCCGUCGGGCCGGUGAUCGGGUCCUCCUCGGCCGAGCCGCGCAUCCACCUGUUCAACCACGCCGGCGCCGACGAGAAGAGGUACAUGGAGUGGCUGGGUGCGCAGGCGGCGAGGUCGGUGCUGUACGUUUCAUUUGGGAGCAUAUGGACGUACAGCAAGAAGCAAAUGGAGGAGAUUGCGAACGGGCUGCGGCGGUGCGGGCGGCCGUACCUGCUCGUCGUGCGCAAUGACGGGCGGCAGGAGGACGUGAGCCGGAGCCUAGACGACCUCGUGCUAGAGGGGCAGGGCAUGGUGGUGGAGUGGUGCGACCAACCCAAGGUCCUGUCGCACGCGUCCGUGGGAUGCUUCGUCACGCACUGCGGCUGGAACUCGACGCUGGAGGCCAUGGCCCUCGGCGUGCCGGUCGUCGCCGCGCCAAGCUUGUUCGACCAGCCGACGAACGCCUUCUUGAUAGAGGAGGAGUGGGCUGCCGGCGUCAGAGGGGAGCGCAACAGCGAGGGCGGCUUCACCGGGGAGGAGCUCGCAAGGUGCGUCGAGCUGCUCAUGGGUCAUGGCCCGAGGGCCAUUGAGAUCAGGGAAAGAGUGGACGCUCUGAAAGGGAUGACGCGAGAGGCGGCGGCUUCGGGCGGGCCGGCGGAGCGGAGCCUCCGAAGCUUUGUCAUGGCGGCCGGUUCAAUCGUCGGAUGAAGUUUGCAGGAAUACACCACCAAAUCUGUCCAAAUCGAUUAAGUGGAUGCAUGCUGGAGUGGAUCAGCUAGCUCUCUCGAUCGGUCGGAGUUAAACAACAUUUAAUAACCGGGAUUGCUAAAUCUCAGUCGACUUCUUGGUCGAUGAUAUAUUCGCAGGAUCUUACGUGAAGAUCGGUGCGAAUUUUUUUAAUUUUUCUUUUACUCAUGUUAUGUCACUUUCUCACGCCGUAUGCAGCAACUUAAUAGUGACACGUUAAUUGCUUA